UAAUUAAGCUUAUACUACAUUGUAAAUAUUGCACAGUGGAACAAAAAAAAUACAAACCUGUGAAAAUAAACAAAUUGAAUUGAAACAAAAAAAGCAAUCUAGUCUUGUGGGAAAAAAAAGGCAAAACCAAAGUUCGUAAAGAAACAUUUUGGUCCAUUCGGAGCCGAAUUUGUGAAAAAAAAGUGUGGUUAUUUCAAAAAAAUUUUUAAAUUAAGUGGCCAUUUCGAAAAGUGUGAUUUUGGUGGUUCACAGACAUUAGUUGUGUUACAUCCCUUUGUGAAAAGCUAAAAUACAUUGGAAAAAGUAAAAAAUUUUAUUUUUUGUUAAAAAAAAAAAAAAAAAUAAUAAUAAUAGAAAAUAAUCAAAAUUGUACAAGAGACAUUGUGAGCGUGCUGCAAGAUCAAUUAAUCUACACAACAACAAAACAAAAGCUCGGUUCGGGGUCGCGUUACAUAACAAGAGAUUGAUCCAGAAAUCUUAAAUCCGUUACGAGCAUUCCAGCAAUUCAGCCAUAAGGUUUUGAGCGGACGGACAUUGGAAGGCCGGCGUCUACAGACACACACACACACGUAUACCUCUACACAUACACUCAAACCUUACCUUCAAAGAAUGGCGGCCUACUUACCCCGUGGAGAUUGGCAAGAGGAGGAGGAAAGACCUCGCGAAAACAAUCGUGGCGCACGACACAAUGAAAGACGUGAUGGCAAUCGCCAGGAAAGAGGACAUCCUGGAGCGGACCGGGACUUGCAACGUGGGCGUGGUCGUCCAAGUACAUGGCAGUAUUCAUGUGGUCUUUGCCAAGAUGACCACGCUCUUAACUCAUGCCAGCGCUUUCGAGACAAAACCCCGUACCAACGGUACGAAACAGUGGAAAGGAGAGGCUAUUGUAGAAAUUGCCUGGCAAGAAGUCACCUAGCGCCAGACUGUACAAGCCUCACAGGGUGCCGCCGUUGUCAUGAUCGUCAUCACACCCUACUCCAUGGGGCCCCUCAACUCGAAGAGGCACCCCUCAAUAUAGACGUGCCUGUGACACCGCCCCGCUUCUUAUGGGACAUUGUUUUUGUGCCGACGGCCAUUAUACGCAUAACCGGUGAAGACGUCGACAGUUGGGCUUCUGUGCGAGUCCUGGUAAGCCAGUCCUCUAUAAUGUCCAGAAUCGCGUAUGCGACGUUCCGCCGGCUUGGUCUUCGAACGUUUUUGUACCAAGGUAAACGAUUUGCUAGCUUUAAAAUUAUGUCUCGCCAACCCACUAGCACUUGGGCGUUAAAGGUCAACGCGCUCAUCACGGACGAGCUGCCAAGACAACCCUAUUCCGACCCUCUUCUUCACGACCCGACCCGUGAUUUAACUGAUAGCUCACUAGCUGACCCGGACCCGAGAAGCAAUGUUCCUAUCGAUCUAGAGCUUGGUGCAGAUACAUACUCUGCAAUACAUAGAGAAGGUCGCAUAUUUACCGGACUUGGUGACGUCAACGCCUAUAGGACGGUACUGGGAUACAUCAUAUCCGGCCCUAUUCGGAAUCUAAAUCAAUAAGGCUUCCAUCGUCAUACUUACUUAGCCCUUAAAAUCUUGGAAUGUAACACUUGGUCAUGGGGGGCGGAAUGUUCAUGGUUGUGCUAUUUUUUUUAUCAUAGCUGCUGUGCUAGCUAAACGCAACAGGUAUGUGCCUAGCGGUCUGUCAUGUAAAACACACACGCACUCAUACCAACGUGCGUAUAUGCAGUCGCUGGGUACAUACUUGUUUGUUGUUAUUCAGCCAAACAAAUGUUCAUCGCCAACCACUGGCAGAUGAUAUUCUUUUCUUUUUGGUAAUUAUUCGAAGUCAAGCUUAACUCCCGUACGCAUAUAAACCCCCGCGACCAAGAAAAAAAAAGAACAACAAAAAGAACCUGUGAGCAAGGAAAAAGAAAGAAAAAGUGAAAUUAAAUUGUACACAGCAAAGAAAUUAAGAACUGUUUAAAAUGUGAAAUUGUUUAAAAAUACUUACCAUCUAGAAAAUAAACAUACUUACCUAUAUUGUGACCCC
Messenger RNA from Stomoxys calcitrans (stable fly), 2026 nucleotides. RefSeq lists its product as uncharacterized. The transcript has 2 exons. NCBI's taxonomy places the organism in Eukaryota, Metazoa, Arthropoda, Insecta, Diptera, Muscidae. The record is from RefSeq and is a predicted model, not a curated record. The coding region runs from base 610 to 1533 and encodes 307 amino acids.